AUAUCGAAAGUUAGAAACAGAAGCCAGAGGAGCCAUGGAGCUGCAGGAGAUCCCCAACGAGGAAGGUGAAGGAGCAAGUGAACCGAUGCUGGAGGUCAAAACUGAAGAGGAAGCAGAACCUGACCACUACUCCAAACUACAAAGUCCAUCUGAGGAUAUCUAUUCAGAAGCUUUAUUCAGCGGCGAUCCCGUUAAAAAAAGGGCAGAAACGACCCAAGCAGGCAAACCGACGGAGGGGAACUCACGUCUGUACCGUGCUGCGUGUUUAUUCCUCACCAUAAUCUGCCUGGUCCUGCUGCUGUUCGUCAUCAUACUCAGUGUGAAACUCCAAACUGGCUCUACCAUCUGUCCAGAGAGAGAGGAAACUACAGCAGAUGAAAGGCGGAGUCCUCCUUCUGAUUUGACAUGCAGCCACGAGAAGUGCGAGGCUCUCUUCCCCGAGUUGCAACCCCAACAUACCAGCUGUCGGCAGUGCCCUGGCGGCUGGGUGAGUUAUGGCCCGUCGUGUUUCUACCUGUCCACCUUCAGGCUGAGCUGGGAGGAGAGCCAGAGGAACUGCAGCUCCCGCAGAGGGUCUCUGGCUGUCAUUACCAACAGGGGACUCCAGUAUUAUCUGACCAAGGUGGGGAAAUUGACUUACUGGAUCGGGCUGAAACAAACAGAAACCACAUGGACCUGGGUGGACAAGACUGAGCUGACAGAGAGGUGAUAAUUAGUGAAUUGACUGAUCAUCUCA
Molecule: messenger RNA, 736 nt
Organism: Notothenia coriiceps (black rockcod)
Lineage: Eukaryota; Metazoa; Chordata; Actinopteri; Perciformes; Nototheniidae
Product: C-type lectin domain family 12 member A
Exons: 6
Coding region: 35-709 (224 amino acids)
Source: RefSeq, a predicted model, not a curated record